Molecule: messenger RNA, 1872 nt
Organism: Sporothrix brasiliensis 5110
Lineage: Eukaryota; Fungi; Ascomycota; Sordariomycetes; Ophiostomatales; Ophiostomataceae
Product: amidase
Exons: 4
Coding region: 1-1872 (623 amino acids)
Molecular function (GO): catalytic activity
Source: RefSeq, a predicted model, not a curated record
AUGGCCGCGGCACGACCGUUCAUUGACUAUCCUGUGCCUAAAGAAGGCGACGACCUCACUUAUGUCUUCCCUAAUGACAAGAACCCGGCAGUGCGCGGUCUGCCGCUGGUCCUUGUGGCCGGCCUAGUGACCCGUUCCGGUUAUCUCAACCGCUUUCUGUGGCAUAACACUGGUUUCGGGCGUGUCAAGGACAUUCCUGGCCUGGACAAAGAGCUCGUGACAUUUAGACCUCGGGUUAUUCCCACUGCAGUGCCCGGCCAGGAUGCUACUGCGCAGACCAUCCUGCCUUUUGGCCCCGACAUUCUGGAGCCCCAGCACACGGAGCACGAUGUGCGCUACUACUCAGCUGCCGACUACAACGCACUCUACAAGUCCGGCACCCUGUCGCCUGUUGAUGUCGUCGAGGCCCUCCUGCCACUGGUUCAGCGUGGCAAGGGCUCCAUCUAUGAGAAGGCGUUUCUGGUGACCAAGGUCGACGAAGUGCGCGCAGCAGCUCGGGCGUCUGCGGCGCGAUGGGCGGCCGGCUCACCGCUGGGCUUGCUGGACGGCGUGCCUGUCACGGUCAAGUGCGACAUAGACGUCGAGGGCUACGUCACGACAGCCGGCAUCAACCCGCGCCUGGAAGACGAUGCCUUUGGCAAGCGAUACCCACGCCUGCGCGAACCGUCCAAGAAGACGGAAUGGACGGUGCAGAAGCUGCUCGAAGCCGGCGCUCUGCUCGUGGCCCAGAACAACAUGCACGAGCUCGGCAUGGACACUACCGGCUGUAAUCCCCGCAAUGGCACGCCCGUGAACUGGUACAACACAACAUAUUACCCCGGCGGAUCAUCGUCUGGAGGCGCGUCCUGUCUCGGUGCAGGUAUCGUGCCCAUCGCGAUCGGCACUGACUCGGGCGGCAGUGUGCGCAUUCCGCCCAGCUUCAACGGCGUGUUCGGCCUCAAGCCCACGCACGACCGCACCGUUGUCAUGGACUCGAGCAUGUGCAUCCAGGGUCCCAUGGCCGCCACCGUCAGCGAUCUCAAGGCCGCGUACCGCACCAUUUCGCAGCCCAACCCCGACGACCCCGUGACUGGCAAGUUUGCCAUAUCGCUCCCGCCCGCGACCAACGCGCGCCGCGUCAUCGGCGUACCGCGGGAGUGGGUGGCGCGCGCCGACCCCGUCGUGCUCGAGCACUUUAACCGCGUCGUGGACCACUGCCGUGACGCGCUCGGCUACGAGAUUGUCGACAUCCAGAUCCCGCUGCUCAGCCAGGGCCAGGCCGCACACGGGCCCUCGUGCCUGCUGGAGUCGCUCGACAAGGUGCGCGACCGCGCCGCGCCCAACCGCGACGACUGGGCCGGCAUGCUCAACGCACAGAACCGCAUCCUGCUCACCAUCGUCCAGCACGCGUCCGCCGUCGACCUGCUCAAGUUCAACCAGCUGCGCACCGUGCUCAUGCGUCACAUGGCCUACCUGUUUACCGAGAAGCACCCGGGGAUGAUUGUGCUUACGCCGACGACGCCCAUGGCGGGAUGGAAGAAGCUGCCCGGCGACGACGUCUACGGCUUCAUGGACGGCAACAUGACGCUGCACUGCAUGUUGUACGUCUGGCUGUCCAACACGACGGGCUGCCCAUCCGUGUCGUGCCCCAUGGGCUACGCGGAGCCCGAGCAGGGCGAGGGCCGCGUACCGAUGGGCGUGCUGGCGAUGGGCGAAUGGGGUGCCGAGGAGCAGCUGCUCGGCUGGGCGGCUGAGGCGGAGUUGUACCUGCACAACACAUACCCAGGCGGACGCAUCCGACCGGCGAAGUGGAUGGAUGUGAUCGCGCGGGCCAAGGAGCACAAGGCCAGCGCGGCGGCAACCGGAAAGGCCAGCGAUGCCAGCGAAGAGUGA